UCUACUCUCUCUAAACUCCUGAAAUAGGGUUUAAACGCAUCCCGCUAUUUGUCUGCGAGUUUCGCCUCUGCGUCUACGAGUGCAACUCUGUAAAACACAGUCGCUCCAAACAGUUGGACUAUGGAAGAGGAUGCUAAUGUGAGCAAGACUGAGGAAGAGGAAUUCAACACUGGUCCGCUUUCCGUGUUGAUGAUGAGUGUUAAGAACAAUACCCAGGUUCUUAUCAACUGUCGAAACAACAAGAAGCUCCUUGGACGAGUUCGGGCCUUUGAUCGUCACUGCAACAUGGUUCUUGAAAAUGUCCGGGAGAUGUGGACUGAGGUGCCAAAGACCGGAAAAGGUAAGAAGAAAGCACAUCCAGUGAACAAGGACAGGUUUAUUAGUAAGAUGUUUCUUCGUGGAGACUCAGUUAUCAUCGUCCUGAGAAACCCCAAGUGAGGCGGUUGUCUUUCCACCCCAUUUUCCUGUCAGGAUUUUACCAUUUUGGUUUUCUUUCUCAUUAGUCGAAGUUUUUUCUCUCCCCUUCUUGGGAACUUGUCACUCUUGUUGGUAGAGAGGUCCUGAUAUUUGAACUAGUGCUUACUACUAAUACAAGCUAGCUUUAAUGUUUUAAAUCACAGAAUGCAGCCUAAUGUGUGUUUAGUGAAAGGCUUCACCUGAAGACUCUCCUACUAUUUGGACUUGUAUAUGCAUGCAUUCAUUCAAUUCAUGUUUGUCAUUUUUCUUCA
This is a messenger RNA of Amborella trichopoda, 728 nucleotides long. RefSeq names its product Small nuclear ribonucleoprotein family protein. Gene Ontology annotation, cellular component: small nuclear ribonucleoprotein complex. Gene Ontology annotation, molecular function: RNA binding. The record is from RefSeq and is a predicted model, not a curated record. Gene Ontology annotation, biological process: RNA splicing. Lineage: Eukaryota; Viridiplantae; Streptophyta; Magnoliopsida; Amborellales; Amborellaceae.